Panicum virgatum (switchgrass) is the source of this 865-nucleotide messenger RNA. Its product is annotated as RING-H2 finger protein ATL80-like. Bases 73 to 597 code for a protein of 174 amino acids. The transcript has a single exon. NCBI's taxonomy places the organism in Eukaryota, Viridiplantae, Streptophyta, Magnoliopsida, Poales, Poaceae. The record is from RefSeq and is a predicted model, not a curated record.
AGGAAGAGGCCGACUGACUCGUCCAAGGCAAGGCCAUCGUCCUCGAUCAUCCUCCGAUCCACCAGCAGCAGCAUGCGCGCCCCGGCGAGGCUCCUCCUCCUCCACGCAGCCGCCACCGAGCAGCCGCCGGUGGACUCUGACUUGGUGGUCAUCCUGGCCUCCUUCCUCUGCGCGCUCGUCUGCGUCCUCGGCCUCGGUCUCGUCGUCUCCCGCUGCGCCUGCCGCGGGCGCCACGCCUCCAGCGGGGAUAAUGAGCAGCAGCCCCCUCCCAAGGGGCUCAAGAAGAAGGCCAUCGAUGCGCUGCCCAGCGUACCCUUCGGCGCGCCGCCGUGCGCCGCCUCCACCUCCGCCUCCGAGUGCGCUAUCUGCCUGGCCGAGUUCGCCGAGGGAGACUCCCUGCGCGUGCUCCCGCGCUGCGCCCACGCCUUCCACGUCGCCUGCGUCGACGCUUGGCUGCGAACGCGCGCAACCUGCCCAUCCUGCCGCGCCACCAUCGUGGUCUGGGAGCCGCCGGUCGUCGCAACGGCGGGCGCCCAGGUGCCCGGCGGUGGACGACGUCCUGCAGGUGGUGCUGCCUUGAUGAUGAUUGAUGAGUAACUAGCUAGGUAAAUAAUUCCUUGGUGGAGAGCUAGCAAACAUGCAUGUAUGCUACCUUGUCGACAAAAAUAGUGUCUGAUAGAUCGAUCCCGUUCAUUUGUACAGAGCAAGCAGUUAAGGAACUCUUGGAUAGAUGAUGUUUUUUUUUUUUGAAAGACUUGGAACAUUGUCCAGCAUGUAUUGAUAAGAAGGAGAGAGUUUACAGCGGCGCCAGUGGCGCCAAUUAUAACUUCCCUCUCAAAACAGGAUGUUUGGAGGGCCCUGUGAA